Messenger RNA from Rhizophagus irregularis DAOM 181602=DAOM 197198, 1547 nucleotides. The record is from RefSeq and is a predicted model, not a curated record. NCBI's taxonomy places the organism in Eukaryota, Fungi, Glomeromycota, Glomeromycetes, Glomerales, Glomeraceae.
AUUCAGGUCAUGCAAUUAUGGGCUGGAAUAACGAAAAUAUUUUAGAAAUACUCAAAAAUGAUAUUGAAUUUUUUCCUGUAAUAUGUACGGUUGGAAAAUAUAAAAUUUUUUUAUAUGCUAUUGGUUAUUCUUUAAAUAAGGGUUGGAUAUCAGGUUACGAAGCUUCUAUUAUUCACGUAUUUGAUAAGAAACAAGGAAUUUUGGUAUCCAAAAUUGAAAAUGAAGACUGUAUUGCAUCAUUUGACAAACACUGCUGUAUUGUGGAAAUUUACCAGGAUUCUCAAUUAAAAAAAAGGGUUAUAGGCGCCAGUCCAGAUGAUGUUUGGCGAAAAACUGGGCUAAUUCAAAAUUACAAUAGAACUCAACUUUUUGGAAGAACAUUGGCAAAUAUCAACCGGCACCAAUUUUUUAUUAGUUGGGCGGAAUCUAAUUUUGAUGAGCGUGAAUUCAGAGCAUGGAAAUCAAUGCUGCAUGCAUCUGGAUGUACUAAUAUAACUCUGUGGUCACUAGAGGUUGGAACCGAAACCUUAGCAGAUUUAUUCAAAAUAGGAUUACUUACCUCCAUUCCAAUUCAUAUGCCUAAUGCGACUCGUACUUUUUGGACUUGUUUUGAGCGAGCUCUAUCAAAUAAUAAGAGAACAUAUGAUGGAAAUCAUCAAAUAUUGUCUAUAAUUGCAGAAGAUUUCACUUAUGAUGAAUUACAAAACAAUUUAGGCGUUGGAAGACAUACAAUUUCAGAAGCACGCAAGCAUGGACGUAUUAAUGGAUAUGGAGCUCCGGUAUUAAUAAAGCCUAUUAUUCACCAAAAAAGAUUUACAUCAGAAAUAUUAGAUCAGUUUGAACAAUUUUUUACGAAUAAAAAAAUUAUCACAAAAAGGGCUCUAUGGGAACGAUUUUCAGAACAAUAUCCUAAUGGCAUGCGAAGAACUUCUUUCAUGACAAAACUAAAAGGUGGUCAUUUUGUAUAUCAAGAAAAUCUUGGUGGAUUAUGUUCAACAUGUAAUGAAAAUGGAUACCUAGUGUUUAGUGACAUUAAUACACUAAUUGCAGCACACAUAACUGAUGAAUCAACGCGAAAGCAUUUACUGGAAAAAUCACAAAAUUUACGGCAUUACAUCCAUCAUCAAUAUUGCAAAUCACUUACUAUUACAACAGAUGGCAUGGCUCUACAUGAUACAUGCAUCAGUCAUUGUAUUCGACAUGCAUUUGGAGACUGUAAUAUUGAUCAUCCCAAUACUUGUAGUAAUUGCGAAAAUUUGUUUAGUUUUUUUGAACAAUUAAAAGAACAAUUAGAAAAACUUAUUUCAUGGAUGGGUCAUCAUGCGUGUAAAACUUACCUUAAUAUUUAUGUAAGAACCAAUCUCGAAGAACUUGAUGCUGAUGGUGCAGUAUUAAUAGUAGAUUAUAAAAUGAAAAUUUUACCUACAAGUUCAAGAGAAACAAAAAAGGAUUUUUUCGGUAAACGGGGUUGGAGCCUAAGUAUACACGAAGGAUAUAGAAAAGAAUUGUCUAAAUAUCCAGGUGUUUGAUCUUGAAAAUCUUGAACC